This is a messenger RNA of Cucurbita maxima (winter squash), 580 nucleotides long. Its product is annotated as cytochrome b-c1 complex subunit 9-like. Lineage: Eukaryota; Viridiplantae; Streptophyta; Magnoliopsida; Cucurbitales; Cucurbitaceae. Bases 142 to 360 code for a protein of 72 amino acids. The transcript is spliced from 3 exons. Gene Ontology annotation, biological process: mitochondrial electron transport, ubiquinol to cytochrome c. The record is from RefSeq and is a predicted model, not a curated record.
UUAGAUGUUCGCUUGAAUCGAUCAAUCAAAUAACAAAAGAAAGUUCCCCAAUCAAUCGUCUCAACUUCAACAGCGUCGCUGGAGAUCUGCGAAACCGAACUCGCACAGAUCAGGAGGAAAGAAGUUCAGAUUAGCACGAUCAUGGAUUAUGCAGCGCGUAGGAGUGGAGGAGGCCUCCUUGAAGGGCUUUACAGAGUAAUUAUGCGCCGGAAUUCCGUUUACGUCACCUUCAUUAUCGCCGGCGCUUUCGCUGGAGAGCGGGCUGUGGAUUAUGGAGUUCACAAGCUCUGGGAAUACAACAAUGUUGGGAAACGGUACUACGACAUUUCGGUUUUGGGGCAAAGACAAUCCGAAGAAUGAUAAUUGCCUCGAUGAUUCGGUUCUCGCCAUUUCAUUGUUUAUAACAGUCCUCUAAUUAAUUUUUUUGAAAUAAGUUUUAGAUGUUGGAUUGUGGGCACCUUAUAUAUUGACUCUUGAGCUUGGUGGUCUCUUUCGAUGUCGUUUCUCAUUAUUCAUGUUCAUCUAUGAAAUUACCAAUCAAAUGUUCCUCUUUUAUCGGGCUAUAUUAUUACAUAGCAAA